AUGGAUUUUUUUAACAAUACAAAUUUUUCAAUCGAUGGCAGCAAUUCAACAACAGAAGAAGAUGGUGCUCUUCACUGUGGUGCCAUCCUACCUGUCAUCUUUGGCAUUAUCUGCUUUCUGGGCAUCAUUGGGAACUGUAUUGUCAUGUACACCAUUAUGAAGAAGACCAAGUGUCGAGCCAAGCAAACAGUUCCAGACAUCUUUAUCUUAAAUCUGUCAAUUGUUGAUCUUCUGUUUCUCCUCGGGAUGCCAUUUCUCAUUCACCAGUUGCUGGGCAACGGUACCUGGCACUUUGGAGCCGCGAUGUGUACGGUCAUCACUGCGCUCGAUUCCAACAGCCAGAUUGUCAGUACUUAUAUCCUCACUGCAAUGACCUUUGACCGCUAUUUAGCUACUGUGCAUCCCAUUCGCUUCAACUAUGUCCGCACGCCUUGUGUGGCUGUGUUGGUCAUUGGGCUGGUGUGGGUUUUGUCCUUACUCACCAUUAUCCCUGUGUGGAUGUAUGCCGGCCUGAUGCCUCUCCCAGAUGGGCUAGUGGCCUGUGCUCUGCUUCUGCCUGAUCCAGUUACAGAUACAUACUGGUUUACACUUUACCAGUUUUUCUUGGCCUUUGCGAUACCCUUAGUCAUUAUCUGUCGAAUAUUCUUCAAGAUCCUCCAACACAUGUCCACAAGUGUGGCGCCUCUGCCUCCACGGAGUUUGAGAGUGCGCACCAGGAAAGUGACCCGGAUGGCAGUGGCCAUCUGCCUCGCUUUCUUUAUCUGCUGGGCUCCUUUCUAUAUCCUCCAACUGGUGCACCUGGGGGUGCAGAAGCCGAGCAUAGCGUUCUCCUAUGCCUAUAAUAUUGCAAUUAGCAUGGGCUAUGCUAACAGCUGCAUUAACCCAUUUCUCUAUAUCAUGCUAAGUGAGACCUUUAAGAGGCAGUUUCUUAGAGCUGUACGGCCAGCUCACCGGAAGUUCCGCGUGGUGAACCCGAGCACCACAGAUGGUGGCAGUGUCAGUGUGAGGAUGGUACCUGAACAGGCUCAGCAGGAGCCAGCCUGCAGGGAGGUGAUACCAUCCAACGUGGCUCCAGAAUGA
Molecule: messenger RNA, 1080 nt
Organism: Pundamilia nyererei
Lineage: Eukaryota; Metazoa; Chordata; Actinopteri; Cichliformes; Cichlidae
Gene: mchr1a
Product: melanin-concentrating hormone receptor 1a
Exons: 2
Coding region: 1-1080 (359 amino acids)
Biological process (GO): neuropeptide signaling pathway
Cellular component (GO): neuron projection; plasma membrane
Molecular function (GO): melanin-concentrating hormone receptor activity; neuropeptide binding
Source: RefSeq, a predicted model, not a curated record